AUAAUCAUACAAUUAUAUCAUUGUAUAAAUGAAGAAAUUAUUAAAAAAAAGAAAAAUCGAUAUUUGUGAAAGCCAGUGGUAGAAGUCGUCGCUGCAGUCAGACGAAUCGGCCGUCUCCGUGCUCCGGUCCGGUUAUGAAUGAGCGUGGCCGCGCGGCGUUACUCCGAAGCGAGUAACAUGAGACACACGUGGUGGUGAUGUUUGCGUCCCUCGGCGUCUGUCGUAACGCGCGGUAACGAUCGAUGCCGCCGUAGCUCGUUCGAUUCGUAGAUGAGCCGCCGAGAAUGCCGACAUGCAGCCGAGAAAUUAUCUCCAGUUGACAUUGGCGAUACUCAAGCCGCACGUCGUCAAAUCUCCGUUUGUCGUCCAGAAGAUUCGCGAUUUAAUAAUUGACAAUAAUUUCAAAGUUGUCAGAUCGCGCAGGUCGAUGAUCUCUCGCGAGGAGGCCGAACUGUUUUACAAGGAGCACAAGAACAAGUUCUUUUACAACCGCCUGUUGACUUUCAUGUGUAGCGGGCCGUCUGACAUUCACAUAUUGGCGCGUCACGACGCUAUCGCCAAAUGGCGACAACUGAUGGGCCCCACUAAGGUCUAUCAGGCGCAAUACAAUGCACAGGACACCAUCAGAGGAAUGUUCGGCCUGUCGGAUACUAGAAAUGCCACCCACGGAUCUGAUUCAGCACAAUCCGCAGAGAGGGAAAUAAUGAUAUUCUUUAAAAAUUUUGAUAUAAAACAGUGGCACGACAACGAGGAGAUAUUCUAUAACUUGGGAAGAUUGCAUUUCGAUCCAGCGUCCUUUGUGCACACCAUUGACAAGACUUACAAAAUGAACGGAUUACAAAAUAAUUAAUGUACAACGUUAAUUUAUUAAAUAAAAUAUUUAUAUUUUUAA
Wasmannia auropunctata (little fire ant) is the source of this 892-nucleotide messenger RNA. Its product is annotated as nucleoside diphosphate kinase 6-like. NCBI's taxonomy places the organism in Eukaryota, Metazoa, Arthropoda, Insecta, Hymenoptera, Formicidae. Bases 293 to 850 code for a protein of 185 amino acids. Gene Ontology annotation, molecular function: nucleoside diphosphate kinase activity. Gene Ontology annotation, biological process: CTP biosynthetic process; UTP biosynthetic process; GTP biosynthetic process. The transcript has 3 exons. The record is from RefSeq and is a predicted model, not a curated record.